Molecule: messenger RNA, 1485 nt
Organism: Ordospora pajunii
Lineage: Eukaryota; Fungi; Microsporidia; Ordosporidae
Product: putative asparagine synthase
Exons: 1
Coding region: 1-1485 (494 amino acids)
Molecular function (GO): asparagine synthase (glutamine-hydrolyzing) activity
Source: RefSeq, a predicted model, not a curated record
AUGCCGCACACAGCGAAUGAGCAUUCGAUUGAUGCAGGGACACUGUGGUUCAUGCAGAGGCCGCAUGCACACAUGUGCAAACACACAUACGUAGGAUCACAUGAAGGUCUGCACGAUGCACUGGCUUUUGGAUCUGUCAUAAACAUAACAAGCAGCGGCAUAGCUCUGAUCCACAACCACAGAAUAUACAACAGCAUGAAAAAUAACAAUGAAUGGAUGGUGAGCAUGAUCAACACACUUGAAAAUCAGCUUGACAGCAUGAAGAAAUCAAGCACGCAUGAAUACACAGAAUGCACAUACAGUAUGGCAAGAAACACCAUAGAAGCAAUACAUGAGGAGCUCAGCAAGUACGAAAAUGAAACAACCGUCAUGCUUGCAGUAGGCGAUGCAGUGUUCUUCAUGAAAGAUGACGUGGGAAUGACAAGCUUGGGAUACACACAGAAUCCAUUCUGCCUGUCGCACACUCACUAUGCAAACGAAAUAGAUCCAAUGUGUAUUUACUCAUACGAUAGGAUAUCAGGAGCGCUAGACAGCUGGCUCAAGCACAGCAGCACACUAGUCGACACAUACAUCUCAAAAAUAAAUGUAAUCUCAAAAUACAUCGCAAUGGACAAGCACUCUGAGUAUUUAUACCUGCAAAGGCAUCUGGAAACAGUCGCUACUAACAAGUGUGCAGGUGAAUAUACAUUAAGGAGGGAUUUGCAGGCAGAGGAUGAAGUAGCUGAGUUUAUUCAGAUAUUCCGCAAUUCAGUAGUGCAGAGAAUGGUAAAUGGUAACAUAUGCAUAUUCUUCAGUGGAGGCGUAGAUUCAAUGCUGCUGGCGGUUUUUUUACACCACUCAGUAGCAUCCGAUCAAAAGAUAUACCUGAUAAACACAUCAUUUGGACAGUCGUCAGACAGAAACAUCGGGAAAGCACGAUAUGAAGAGCUUUGCUCGAUGUUCAAACAACGCACAUUUGUGUUCGUUGCAAACGACAUCGACAUCGACACGCUCAGAGCUGCAGAAGCACACAUCCACAGGCUGCUCUGCCCAAAAGUCAAGCCAAUGGACUUCAACAUAGCAGCUACCCUGUUCUUUACUGCAAAGGAGGCCAGGAAGUACAGCAAUGUGGCAUAUGCAGGAUCAGGUGCCGAUGAACUAUUUGGAGGAUACAGCAGAUACACAAAAUGCGAAUUCAGAGACUCGAUGCUUUUUGAUUUGCUGACGAUUUCGCAUCACAACCUCUGUAGAGACAGUCGUAUGAUGUCAGACAACCAGAUAGAAUGCAGAUACCCAUUUCUCGACUCCAAACUGAUACGAUAUUCACUAAGCAUCAGCGACCAGAUGAUACUUGGUGCAGGGCUUAACAAACUGAUCAUCCGCGAGGUGCUGAGGAGAUACGGCUUUGCCAAUGCUGCAAACGUCCCCAAGAAGGCGAUGCAGUAUGGAAGUGGCGCAUUCAAGAUGGAAAACAAGUAUUCUGCAUACAACAAAAAUCAUCAAUAA